Molecule: messenger RNA, 1872 nt
Organism: Colletotrichum phormii
Lineage: Eukaryota; Fungi; Ascomycota; Sordariomycetes; Glomerellales; Glomerellaceae
Exons: 6
Coding region: 175-1668 (497 amino acids)
Biological process (GO): mRNA processing; nuclear-transcribed mRNA poly(A) tail shortening
Cellular component (GO): P-body; PAN complex
Molecular function (GO): poly(A) binding
Source: RefSeq, a predicted model, not a curated record
CUCCUAGAGGGGCAGGCUCUGCGACGCCAGCCGCCGCUCCAGAUGGAGAAGCUGCGUCCACAGUAUUUAACCCCGCCACGUUUCGAGAAUUCACCCCAUCAAACUUUGAGUUGAGUACUGAUCACUGCCAAUGGCUCAGCCUCCGAGACAGGGCUCUCUUUUGACCCCUUUACUAUGCCCAACGUUGGCCAGACAUUACCGGCCACACCUUUCAACCCUUAUGCCGACGAUCCUACCGGACUCGCUGGCUCAGGGGCCUACUUCCAACAUCAAAAUGCUUACACAGCCCCCCUUCAACCCCUGCAAUACCAUUUGUACGCACCCGUUGGGCCGUAUAGAGAUGACUUGAUGCCGUUCCAAAGGCAAAUUCACGACUUCUUCUUACCUGAGAAAUUGCGUGAGGAAAUGCAACGCAAGUCCGAGGCUUUGCAGCAGGUUAUGCCAAACUCGACACUACCUCCGUUAGACAACUACUACUCCCUUGUUCCUCUUGACACCAGUCAUAGGAAGAGCUCUAGCGUCUUUGGCUUCACCACAUGGGUGUACAAGGCUACAUCCUCGAAGAAUGGCAAAACAUACUGCCUCAGACGGCUUGAGGGUUACCGACUAACCAACGAACAAGCCAUUCGCUCUGUCAAGGAAUGGCGAAGGCUCAACAACGGCAACGUGGUGGGCAUUCACGACGCCUUCACCACUCGAGCCUUUGGCGACAGUUCCCUAUUCUUCGUACAAGACUACCAUCCCCUCUCUAAGACACUUGCCGAACUUCACUUUUCCCAACCGGCCUCCACCCAUGGCACCCGCUUCAGCGCAAAGAAUCCCAUAACCGAAAGCGUUCUGUGGGGCUACAUUUCCCAAAUAGCCAAUGCGUUGAAGGCUAUCCACACACUAAAUCUGGCUGCCAGAUGCCUCGAUAUGAGCAAGGUCAUCGUGACGGACAAGAAUCGCAUCCGGCUUAGUGCUUGCUCCAUCCUGGAUGUUGUUCAGUUCGACAAUCGUCGCCCGGUUCAGGAGCUGCAACAGGAGGACUUGAUUCAAUUCGGCAAACUCAUUUUAUCACUGGCCACUAACACGCCGCCGAAUCAGCUCACAAAUCUCAAAGGGUCCAUGGAACAGAUGAGCAGGGUUUACUCAAAAGAAAUCACCGAUACCGUCUUGUGGCUUCUGACCCCCGCUCCUGCUGGUGCCGCGCCGAAGGGUAUAGAAGAGUUUGUCCGGGGCAUCGCAGUCCACAUGGUUGCCACGCUAGAUGCCAGCUUACAGGAAGCGGACGCCCUGAAGUCGGAUCUGUUCCGCGAACUAGAAAACGGCCGCAUCGUGCGUUUGAUGGCCAAGCUUGGGGCCGUCAACGAACGGCAGGAAUUCGACGGCGACAGGAAUUGGUCAGAAAAUGGCGAGCGAUACAUGCUCAGACUAUUCCGGGACUACGUCUUUCACCAGGUCGACGCGAACGGGAAUCCUGUGGUGGACAUGGGCCACAUUAUUCGAUGCCUGAACAGACUGGACGCCGGUAGUGACGACCGAAUCUGUCUUACGAGCCGAGACGAGCAGACGAGCUUUGUCAUCAGCUAUAAGGAGCUGAAGAAGCAGCUCGGCAACGCUUUCGGGGAGCUCCUCAAGGCAGGGAAACAGACAUCGAACCGAGGGUUCCAAGGUACCUCCCACUAGAGCGGGGAGGGUUGCGACUACCACGGGUACGACAAGGAUCGAAAUCACAAUCAUGAAAGGACGGGGAACGAGGCUUCAGCGUACUUGGAUUACAAUGUACGGGGCUGCGCUUCAGACGACGCGAGAAACUAUUACGGAGUGUGAAGAACGAACCGCGCUGGUUUAAGACGUUGGACUACGGAUGCACGGUUGGAACGGCGCGUG